Messenger RNA from Salvelinus fontinalis (brook trout), 2407 nucleotides. RefSeq names its product protein FAM219A-like. The transcript is spliced from 6 exons. Lineage: Eukaryota; Metazoa; Chordata; Actinopteri; Salmoniformes; Salmonidae. Bases 304 to 894 code for a protein of 196 amino acids. The record is from RefSeq and is a predicted model, not a curated record.
GGUCCACAUAGUCAGGCCAUUGUGGAACAGGUUUACGCUCAUUCUCGGGCGGCAGUAAGGCGGGCGAGACCAUUAUGGGCGAGACCGAUUAACGGAUCCGUACCCGGAAGUGGGUGGUUGAGUCACCGACUGGUCACUACAGAUACUGCCUGCUGGGAUGAGGCAAAGAACCGGAGAAUCGCAGAGAUUGAUAGAAAUCUGAGAAACCGAAAAUCUCAGCCACAAUUGAUCACACUAAAACACACGGCGCUGCCGUAUUAUUAAUUACCUUGGCAUAAACGGUAGAAAUAACACCUCGCCAAAAUGAUGGAAGAGAUACCGGUAGAUAGAUUUCAGGUGCCUAGCGCUGUUCAGGCGGAGAUGCAGCCGCUUGACCCGGCAUCGUCCACGGCUUCUUCGGAGGCAGACUCAGACACGAGGGAGGGCGAGCCAGUCACUAUUAACUACAAGCCCUCUCCUCUGCAGAUGAAGAUAGAGAAACAGCGAGAGCUGGCCAGGAAGGGAUCACUGAAGAAUGGCAAUGCAGGAAGUCCAGUGAACCAGCAGCCCAAGAAGAACAAUGUCAUGGCCAGAACACGGCUGGUGGUGCCCAAUAAGGGCUACUCCUCCUUAGACCAGAGCCCUGAUGAGAAGCCCCUGGUGGCCCUAGAUACAGACAGUGACGAUGACUUCGACAUGUCCAGAUACUCCUCAUCGGGAUACUCCUCAGCCGAGGUGAGAUGUGUGAGGGACCAGCAAAUCAACCAGGACCUGAAUAUCCAGCUGUUGAAGGAUGGUUACCGGCUGGACGAGAUCCCUGACGACGAAGACCUGGACCUGAUCCUGCCCAAAUCUGUCAACCCCACCUGCAUGUGCUGCCAAGCCACCUCCUCCACCGCCUGUCAAAUCCAGUAGCCCACACAUCUGCUGUGAGUUUACUCUGCCAUUAGAGUGGCAACAGAGAGCAUUUAUAGAAUAUGAUAAUUAUAUGGAAACAAAUAAUCAACUUAUCAGGCAGAAAGUUAAAUGUAAAAAGAAAAAAUAGAAAAAGAGGAAAAUUAAGACAAACACAAAAAUGUUCAAAUACGACUAACAGUGAUUACUUCCUCCUAUGGUAGGACACGCACUUCUGUUUGAGAUCGGGGAGGAGACACACUAGUCUAGGCCUCUCUGAUGCCUCUUCCUGGUCAAUAUUGUGUAAUACAAGCGAAAAUAAAAACAAGGUAAUUUGAUUUAAAAUGUAAUUUCCAUGUCCCUAAAUAGGAAAUAUUAUCUUAACUACUGGUGAUAACGCUGCUCUGCUUACUUGACUUCGUCAUAUUUAUUGCGUUUUAUUUAGUUCAUUUUUGUAGUUAUAUACUUUUUAUUUGAAGGAUCUGUAUGAUUGUAUGUAAUGGGGUGUGUUGUAAAGAUUUAAUAUCUGAUACUGUAAUUUGGUACUGAAAGCAGGGUUGUGUAGCACCGGCCUGGUCCAUGGACUCAUUCAGUCUACCUUGACACUCUUGCCCUGUUUCUUAUUGUACUGGUUGGAGGUAUUUAUGGUUUUUAGGAAUGAAUGCAAUGCAAAGGGAUGACGUUCAUGAUGAGCACCUACUGUAAAGGGAUUGGGAAAUGUAUCUGAAUUGGCUGUUUGUUCCCACAUCUUACUACUGCACACUCUGCUACUUUGUCCAUUCUUCAUUGAUUUAUCACUUUUGAAUGUGUUAUUCUUGCACAUUUGAGUUUGGGUUCUAAGGUAAUAUGUGUACGGUGAUUAAGGUGAUUGCUAAUCUGCGAUGACCCUUAUUCAAGAGGAUGAUACAGCACUCUGUAUCAUUGGACUCAUUCUACAACACAAUACUUUUCCAGUUUGCUUACACAACUCAUCCCAGUAGAGGCCAAAGGGAACAAGUGGUUUUGUUAAGUAAAAGUACAAGCCAACUUUAGAUAGCUUUUUAGAUACAGCCUGUUGACAUCCUACCAUGCCCCUCCCACAAUGUGUCUAACUAACCACUCCUGCUAUCUUGAUUGGCACAAUCAUUCUAAAUAGUGUCAAUAGAGCAGACACACACAGCAGGGGGUGGGGUGCAGUUUAUUUUCCUCUCGUGAUUGGUUGGGAAGUGAUCUAAGGAUCAUAAGUAUCAUUAACUUUGAGUACUAAUCCCUCACGGAGUCCUUCACUCAAACACCUCUGAGUUGAUUUGCGAUUAGAGUAUGCCUUAAAGUAAAGAAUAUUCAAACAAAAUGUGUGUAUUUAUUGCCAGUCUCAUGACCUAAUGUAUUUUAAAGGAAUUUGCAGUAUGAAUGUAUGCAUUUAAUUUUUUCAUUUAGACAGGUGAUUAUUAUUUAUUUUACUAUUGUGUUCUCAUGUAGACACUUACAUUCUAGUAUUUAACAAUGUUACUGUCCUGUGUAGUGUAUAAUAUCAAUAAACACAAAGCCAACUGAA